AUGGCUUCCUCUGUUUCAACAUUAUGCUCUAUGAAUGAUUUUACUAGCAAAGCUUCCAUUGAUGCUAUACUUGCUGAAAUUAAUGCUGAUAAUUCCUCAAUACUCUCUGCGUUGAUGAAGGAAUUGUCUAAAGAAGUAGUAGUGGUUGAAGAAGCAUCUGCAUCAGAAUUAAUGUUAAAAGAAGUUAGGAGUGAUGAUGAAGCUUAUGAAAUGUAUAAUGACUAUGCAUUUAGGAAGGGUUUUAGUAUUCGUAAGGGAUUAAUUAGGACUAGUCGUAAAACUGGUUUGUGGAUUAUGCGCAGAUUUAUUUGUUCUAAUUCUGGCUUUAAAGAUGUUAAGAGGGAAACAUUGAGGAAGUAUGAGAGGUCUGAAUUGCGUACAGGUUGUACUGCUUUUAUUCAGUUUUCUAUUACUAAUGAUGGUGUUUGGACUGUGGUGAGGCAUAACAUGACUCACAAUCAUCAUAUGAUUCCCGCUGACAAGAGAUACUUGCUUAGGUCUCAAAGAGAUAUUACAGGGGAGCAGCUCAAGUAUCUUAGUAUAAUGAAAGCUAGUGGAUGUAGAGUGUAUGAUUUGCUUCGUGCAAUGAGAAAAGAAGUUGGAGGAUCUCCUAAUUUAGGGUUUAUUACUGCUGAUGCAUACAACGCUUUGGCUGCUGAAAAGGCAAUGAAACUUGAUGGUAAAGACUGUAAUCAGUUAAUUAGGUACUUUGCUCAAAGACAAUCAUCCGAGAGUUAUUUUUAUUACGAUUUUGAGUUAGAUGAACAUGGACAUUUAAUUAGUUUCUUUUGGAGGGUUGGAAGGAUGAAAAGGGAUUAUGAAUAUUUUGGUGAUUUAUUGGUGUUUGAUACGACAUGCCGGACAAAUCGGUAUGAUAUGAUAUGUGCACCAUUUGUUGGAAUGAAUCAUCAUUGCAAUAAUGUUGUUUUUGGUUUGGGGUUCCUGGUUAAUGAGCGUAUUCCUUCUUUUAUUUGGUUGUUUGAAUCUUUUUUGCGAUCAAUGGGUGGUGGAAUACCUCAAACUAUAAUGACAGAUUAA
This is a messenger RNA of Spinacia oleracea (spinach), 1038 nucleotides long. Its product is annotated as protein FAR1-RELATED SEQUENCE 5-like. NCBI's taxonomy places the organism in Eukaryota, Viridiplantae, Streptophyta, Magnoliopsida, Caryophyllales, Amaranthaceae. The coding region runs from base 1 to 1038 and encodes 345 amino acids. The record is from RefSeq and is a predicted model, not a curated record. The transcript has 2 exons.